Molecule: messenger RNA, 861 nt
Organism: Elephantulus edwardii (Cape elephant shrew)
Lineage: Eukaryota; Metazoa; Chordata; Mammalia; Macroscelidea; Macroscelididae
Product: sodium/potassium-transporting ATPase subunit beta-3-like
Exons: 2
Coding region: 1-861 (286 amino acids)
Biological process (GO): intracellular potassium ion homeostasis; intracellular sodium ion homeostasis; sodium ion export across plasma membrane
Cellular component (GO): sodium:potassium-exchanging ATPase complex
Molecular function (GO): ATPase activator activity
Source: RefSeq, a predicted model, not a curated record
AUGAAGGACAAGAAACAGAGCAAGUAUCCCUUCAUCCAGAAGUCCUUCAACCAGAGCCUGGCCGAGUGGAAGCUCUUCAUCUAUAACCCCAACACCGGACAGUUCCUAGGGCGCACCGCCAAGAGUUGGGGUUUGAUCUUGCUCUUCAACCUAGUCUUCUAUGGCUUCUUGGCUGCUCUCUUCACAUUCACAAUGUGGGUCAUGCUCCAGACACUGAAUGAUGAAGUUCCCAAAUACCGCGACCAGAUUCCCAGUCAAGGACUUAUGGUUUUUCCAAAACCAAUGAGCGCCUUGGAAUAUUCAUUCAGUGUGUCUGACGCACAGUCCUAUGAAAGAUACAUUGAAGACCUUGACCGUUUUCUAAAGUCAUAUAGUCCAGAAGAACAGAAGAACCUCACAGUGUGUCCUGAAGGAAUACUUUUUGAACAAAAGGGCCCUGUUUAUUCUGCAUGUCAGUUUCCUCUGGAUUUACUUAAAGACUGCAGUGGCUUGAUGGAUCCUAACUAUGGCUAUUCCAAAGGAAACCCUUGUGUUCUUGUGAAAAUGAACCGAAUAAUUGGAUUAAAGCCUAAAAGAGAACCGAAGGUAGUAUGUACGUCAAAGAAUGAACAGAUGGCACAUGUAACAUACGCUUCCGUGGGAAAUAUAGACUUAAAAUAUUUUCCAUAUUAUGGGGAAAAAUUACAUGUGGGGUAUCUGCAGCCAAUUGUUGCCGUCCAGGCAUUCUUUGGUCCUCUUAACGUUACCAAGAAAGAAGCCACAUUUGACUGCAAGAUCGAGGGAGUAUCCAACCUGAAAAACCAGGAUGACCGUGACAAAUUUUUAGGACAGGUUACAUUCAAAAUCACAGUGAAUGCAUAG